This is a messenger RNA of Pieris macdunnoughi, 1344 nucleotides long. NCBI's taxonomy places the organism in Eukaryota, Metazoa, Arthropoda, Insecta, Lepidoptera, Pieridae. The record is from the annotation of a GenBank genome assembly.
AUGUCCCAACCAACGCAACUCCAUUUAUCCAAAGUGAGAAUGUUGUCUCGUGGUGGUAGAUCUAUCAAGAUCACAAAUGUGAAAUCCAUCAGGCCACCAGAUGCUGAGCUGAUGAAGAAGCAGGAGGAGGAGAAAUUGAGGUCUGAGUUACAAAAGGAGAUUGCAUCCCGAUACCGCACCUGUGGGCAUCAGAAGUACGAAUGCCUCCUUCCAGUGUUGGUGGGUCGGGCAUUCUGUGCCCAGCAUAUUUUGGAUGACUGCACAGCGCCGUACCAGCAGUGCGCGCAUAUUAAUUCCCAGGGUAGAAGGUGCCCCGUACCAGCCCCAAAGGUGGAUCAUAGCGUUUGCUUCGAACAUGCCCGCGCAGCCCUAAUCAGUCGUCAGCGGAGUGCUGCACUUCCGCCCCCUGUUACUACGACGGAGACUCUGUUGAACCAAUUGCAACAUUAUAUACGGCCAGAACGUACGCGUACAACAUCGGGCGCCUCCUCCGUGUCUGUGGUUAGCGAUCCAGCUGACAACGAAAUUACAUCGCAUUCUGUCGAUCCGUUUAAGGAAAUAGAAGCGACCGUGGUCAACUCUGCUGUGUCGUCGAACAUAAUGGAAUUCGCCAGCGCAAGUGAAAGUGAUUGCGAUAGUAUCGAACUGAAUGAAGAUAUUACCGAUCUGUUGACUGAUACGGAGGAUGCGCCGUGUGAAGAUCAACCGUUAUGGCGCGCGGGCGUAUUCACAGCUGAAGAAGCGGUGUCGGAGGCGAAGAACGUUUUGAAAUUGUUAAAAGAAGCGUACGUAGGACAAAUGGGGAAAUUGAGGAUUUCCCUACAAAUGGGGAGACUGCAGUAUUUGAGGAACUUAAAGGCUGAGAAGGAAUUGUAUUGCAGUAUAAACACCCAAUCGAAGAGCGGACCCCAGACGGUGCGCGAGAGGAGGCAAAUAAGGAAGUUGAAGGCGUACGCCAGUUAUCACAAGAAAUAUCGAGGGGAAGCCAUUUUGGCGAAGAAACUUCAGAAGAAACGUGCUAAGGUGAACGAGAUACCCACGAAUCGGGGUAAUCCACAACAAGGCAGGUGUUCGUUUACAGAGGGCGGGGUUCGAUGCUUGACACAUACACUUCCCGCGACGAAGCACUGUCUCAAGCACAUACUACACGACCGGCAGCAGGUGGGUGACGGACAUUUGUGUCUGUGUGGUUAUUUGGACACAGAAAUGUGUCCUAUGUGUGACAUAAUUCUAAAUGCACUAACAAAUAUAUACAGUAAUCCCUUCUAUAAUACGGUAGAUUGGUUCAAAACGCGUUGUAGGAGGAGUGUGACCCCACAUAACGCGGUAUGUACAAAUAAUUAA